Molecule: messenger RNA, 2937 nt
Organism: Exaiptasia diaphana
Lineage: Eukaryota; Metazoa; Cnidaria; Anthozoa; Actiniaria; Aiptasiidae
Product: phosphatidylinositol phosphatase PTPRQ
Exons: 10
Coding region: 1-2937 (978 amino acids)
Biological process (GO): cell-cell adhesion
Molecular function (GO): protein binding
Source: RefSeq, a predicted model, not a curated record
AUGCAAGCCAUAAUCAGAAUCAGGAAAGUUAUAUAUUACUUUCUUUUUUAUUUUGUWAAUAACAUUGAAACCAUAUUUURUUAUKUUGAUUCAGCACCAUCRAUGACACCUUCMAACUUUGCUGUUAMGUCCCUAACYUCRCUAUCUUUAACGGUCACAUGGGGUGAGAUCCCACCAGAAGGUCGGAAUGGAAUCAUUCUAGGAUACUACAUUUUUUUCAAGAACAGUACAUCACAGAAUGCACCAGAAACCCAGGUGGUAGUGCCAGGAAACUCAACUUUCAAACACACUUUAAAGAACCUGAAGUAUGAUGCAUAUUUUUUGUCUGUGGCUGGAUAUACAAGAAUUAAUUUUGGUCCUAGAACAUCGUCCAUUAAAGCAGAACCACUUGGAGGAGCUCCAUCAAAGCCAGAGGAAUUUAAAGCCACAGUAAUGAGUUCCACAUCCGUUCUCCUAAAAUGGGAUCCUCCCAAGAAUCCUAACGGAAAGAUUAUCAAAUACACAGUCAAAUAUGGUGUUGAUCAGCAACGACUUUCAAAAGUAGUACAAACAAAAGGCACAGUACAACAGGUCUUCRUCAAAAACCUUGAAGAGUACACAAAAUACUAUUUCCUUGUUUAUGGUCACACAAACCAUAUGACUGGACAKUCAUCCCAGAUAGUUUCUGCAAAGACUUUUGAAGAUGUACCUGGCGAGACUCCAGUAAUUAUUUCAUCCAAAGCACGAGAUGCUUAUACUGUKUUUAUUUCGUGGGACAAGAUAUCAACUGCAGAAUCCAAUGGCAUAAUUAAAGGAUACAUAGUGUUUUACAACACAACUGGACAAUCAGGGUAUCGCAAUAAAACUAUUAGUGAUGGAGAGAAGCUAAGUACAGAAAUUACAGGACUAACUCCUUAUACUCAAGUGUGUGUCAAGCUAGCUGCAUUUACUAAGAUUGGUUUAUCUAAGAACUGGGAUAAGGAAUCAUGUACAUAUGUACGUACCCAGCAAACAGGUCCAAGUGCUCCUUUAGAUGUGGUAUUAAAACCGAAGACUUCCACUUCAAUAGAGGUAUCUUGGAAGAAACCUAAAACAUCGAAUGGAGUCAUCAAAAAGUACAUGAUCUUCUAUGGAGAGCACAAGGACAACUUUGCCCRUUUUGAUGUAGGAGGGCAAAACUAUGAUUAUGAGCUUAAAGGUCUUAAAAAGUUUACUACAUACUACAUUCAAGUACGUGGAGAAACAACGAAAACUGGAAAUGCCUCAGAUGUAAAGUCUGCCAAGACCCUUGAAGAUGCACCAAGUGCUCCAGUAAAGUUUAAAGGUAGAGAUAUGUCAGAUAAGAGCAUUGCACUGUUUUGGUCCAAACCAAAARAAACCAAUGGUAUUAUUCGCCAAUACACCAUUAAAGUAUAUGAGGAAAAGACACGUGAGAAAGUUGGUAAUACUAUUGUCUUGCCUAGUCAUAAGGGCAUUGAUCUUKUAAGAGAACAUAUUUAUGUGGUGUCUGGGUUAAAGCCUUUCACAGAGUAUUUCAUGACCAUCCAGGGCGUCACAAUAAAACCUGGUGAACUUGCAAACUGUACUGCAAAGACACAGGAAGGAGGAAUAUCUCCACCAAGAAUAGUAUCGCAAUCCUCAACAAUAAUUACGCUCAAUUUGCAAGAUAUCAAUCUGCAAUGUACAGUAACUGGGUAUCCUGAACCAGAUAUAAAAUGGUACAGAGGAGACAAAGAGAUUACAGUUCCUGGGUGUAAUGUGACCAUUAGGCCAAUGAAUAUCAAAUGUGAAGGAAAAAAGCAUACAAUUGAAAAAAUUGUUGUCGUACCACACAAGAGAUACCAAGGUUUAUUGAAAAUAUUAAAGGCAACAUAUCAAGAUGAUCAUGGAAUAUAUCGCUGUGAAGCUGUGGAACAAAAAGUUGGAUCGGCAGAAGCUAAUAUUUCUGUUGUUAUUCAAGUGGGGCCCAAAAUUGACAAUAGAACGAAUACAGUAGUACCAGCAUUGAAAAAUACAGCUGCUAAGAUGGUAUGCUCCAUUGAGAAGAGUAAUCCAGAACCCACUUGGACCUGGGAAUUCCAAAAGCGAAUUUGUGUGGCACUAAAAGGAAAAACUGAAUGUGUACCAAAUGCUGAUAGCUGGGGUCCUCUUCCCAAAUUUCACGCACUUGAACCUACAUGUGGUCUUCCUGCAAAACAAAGCACUGUUAAUGUCCCAAAGGAACAAGGACAAGCAUUUUACCGAUGUAUUGCUAUCAAUAAAUUUGGCUCAGAUAACUUUACAACCACGUUACUUCGUGCUGACUAUGGAUUUGUGAAGAUAUUAACCUCCAAAGUGGCACUUACAUAUGCAGCAGGAAUACAGCCAAUUAAAAUUGUGUGUGACAUCUUCAAGCACUAUAGUCGGGCAUUGGGUGUUCUUUGGUUCAGAGGAAAGAAGCAAAUCUCUCCUGACACUGAUGACAGAAUUCAAGUAUAUCGAGCUAACAGUGCAGAAGAUUCCUAUGAUAGAUUUGUCUUUUAUCUUAUUAACACAACAGUAGAAGACUCUGGUAUCUAUGCAUGCAGUACACCGGCAGAUAGGGAUACGAAUGACACCAUCAGAUUCACUAUAAAACCGGCAUUCAAACCAAAUAUUACCAAUCUGUCCAACGUCACAGCCAACCACUACUCCAACAACCAAACGAACAUCGAGCUCACCUGUCAUGUGACUGCUAACCCGAAACCUAUUAUUACAUGGAGUAAAAAGGAGUCUACUCUCACGUCGUUGGAAAAAAGGCAAAGUUGUGAAAACUCAGGCGGUGGUUAUUACCUGAAGAGUACAUUCAAGGAGACUGGUAACGUGCUACUGAUUUGUGAUGCUGACAAUCGACACACUGGUUUGUACACUUGCCAUGCACAGAACGAGAAAGGAUAUGACGUAAAGACUGCCUAUGUGAACGUACUAAGUAAGUCAUAA